CAGCGCCCUUCAAAUGUGUGUUGAAGCUCCGGUCAAGUUCAGCAACGAAGCCGUGAGCGUUGAGGGCUUGCUUGUUUACUUCUGCUGCGUUGCGUUGAGUUUAUGUCGUCAUUUUUGACCACGAACAGGGCUACGCGAUGAGCGGGCGCCUUGUAAUGUUAUGCCAGGGACUCGGGCGUUUCUCGCCGAACUUUCUGCGCGUGCGGGCAGCAGCACGAGUACCUUCGCCUGCCGGCAACAGCUCGUUACGGGCGACCCGUGCUAACAGCUCGUCUGGGCAGGGCGUACCGCAACCGUCAGCGAAGCUGCCUUUCGAAGUGGACACGAACGUUGCCAAACCAACGGAGAUCUAUCGCUUCGACAAGUUCAAUGUGUUUGCGGCUCUCCGGUUGUUCACUGUGACGCAGGUUUUUCUCUGGUCCUACAUGGCUCAGGUCUGUUACACAAUCACCGAUCCAAAGCAUGGUCCACCACCGAACGCGGACACUAGUGGUAGGUUCGGCGGACUGCUGCAGUUUCUCCGCGAGCGCUUGACCACUGACCCUUAUCGCUACGGCCUGACGGCCUUCUGCGCAACAAUCGGCGCUUUGGUGGUUACGGGCAGCAGCAUGUUCAUCCUGCGUAGCGUGCGUUCCAUCGUGCUGCUGAAGGGCGGCCAGCGAGUCUUGGUGCAGACGUACGCGCCCUUCACGGAGCUGCGUGCCUUCGAGGCUCCGCUGGAGCACAUCAGCUGCCGCCAGUCGCGACUCCAGCAGUCCAGCUACAUCUCGCUCAAGAUAAAGGGCCACAGGAUGUACUUCAUGCUCGACCAACGUGGUGUCUUCCCGCAUCCCAAGCUGUUCGACUACACCGUGGGUGUCGCGCGGAAGCUGAAGUAAAAAAAAAGCAGCCAGACAGCUUUUAGCACUGUGGAGGCAAGAGAUGCCCGAAGUUAGCCUACCUGUUUGCGGAAUACCAGAAAUGUGAAAAACGUGAGUGCGAGAUGAGUAGCAGCGCUCGUGGCGCCAUCUUAAUGUGACGCUGAUUUUAACUGGAGUAUAUAUACAUACACACACAUUGCAGUGGCAGGCUGUGUGUACUUAGCUGAUGAUGAAAAAGGCAUCCUCAGCAACAUAAUGAAUGUAUAGUGUCCCUGUCCCUCCAAGGAGAAUAGCACGCAACACAGGAAAGUUCCAGACACUUUGUGGUUGAAGAAACUGCCACAAGCUGUCGCUAGCAGCAUUACUGCUGCAGUCUACGUCUCUAGUGUUUUGGUACAAUGCAUCAUCCUCGUCUGCUCUAUUUGGUACUAUACCUACUGUGUUAGUUUACGAAAUGCUGGAGAUGUUGAACGGGGGCAGUAUGCGUUCACCGCGACAUCUUGUGCAGUUGUGUUAAAAAACAUACAUUUGUGCUGCAAUGACCUAGUAAGUUCAUGGUUUUAAAUGUGCCAUGGCAAACAAACAAAUACAUGCAGAUUAUAAGCUCAAGGGCAUUUAGCAAGACAAUUUUGCAUUAGCACGCACAGCAGCUCUUUUUGGUUGGAAGCCAUAACCAAGGUGACCCAUUUGCUGCAAUGAGGGACUGUAUUUUGCAUAUUUCAUGUGUGGAGAGCGAGAGUUGUAGCAAAGGUAUUGUUUUUUUAUUCGCAUUCAACGAGACGAGAGCCACGAAAUGCAAACAUUUCCAACUCUUCCAUCAUGCUGGAUCAAAGCGCCACAGAAAUGUUGCCGGCGGCACUGCCACUCGCUCUUCGACGUUACGGUGGUCGGUGUCAGUGGCAUAGCUAGAGGGUGGCGCAGUGAGCACGUGUGCCCCCCCCCUCUCCCAGCAAUUUGUUAUGCAGCCUUCCCAGCCCUCCUCUCCCACCCUUCCCUCCCCAAAACGAAAAUUCUGGCUAUGCCACUGCUUGGUGUCCACCUGGGGUGCUAUUCUGGAUAGUGCCAAAUUGUGCCGUAUUGCCGAAUCCGCAAUCUUCUCAACUCCUAUGGCCGAGAAGGCUGCUAUGGCCUCUCCGAUCGGCUCAAAACGAUGUCAUUACAGAAUUUGACCAUAUGGCAGAAUUUGACGAUGUCCAGGAUAGGACCCCUGUCCACCGUCAUCAAUGUCGUACACUUCCACUGCGCAGGAAUUUCUCUUCUGGUCAGCCUAAGCCUUAUUCAGGCAAAGUAUUGUGCAGAUAUGGCAUUGUGCAGUGGCUUUUGCUUACUAUACCAAGUUUGAAUGGAUGGCCUUGCCCCCCUCCCCCCGUUAUGUCCAGAAUAAAUCUGUUUUACGUGUCA
Messenger RNA from Dermacentor andersoni, 2261 nucleotides. RefSeq names its product transmembrane protein 223. The record is from RefSeq and is a predicted model, not a curated record. Gene Ontology annotation, cellular component: mitochondrion. Lineage: Eukaryota; Metazoa; Arthropoda; Arachnida; Ixodida; Ixodidae. Gene Ontology annotation, biological process: nervous system development.